CACUGACCGCGGCUCCAUGGGAAACAGCUGCUGCUCUGACGGGCCACAGCGAGCCGCUCUCCAUGCGUUAGAGAAGCCCGGGAGAAUUCACCUCCAGAAAAUUGGGACAUGUCAGAAAGUUCUUCAGGUGUGAACACGCUCACUGGCAGUUUUCCCAAAUCCCACUCCUCCCAGUGCUCUGACCUCCGGGUUACACGAACACCUCUCUCUGUGGACCAGAGUCCCGAUUCUGGACUUGUAGCUACCCCUCUUCCCUCGAGUCGUUUCCGCUUCGUGUCUUGGCAUCGCCUGGAGCAGUGUGAUGUAACGGGCGACCAGCUGACCUGCCCCAGGGUCAGAGAAGGGCCAUCAGAUGAGGAGCUGUUCCAAAGAGAGGGGGAUGACCUCUGUUUAGAGAGAGGAAGGAGGAGGGAGGAGGAAGGACAACGAUGGGAGGAUAGACUGCAAGAGAACUGGGAGAACUGUCUGGAGUUAAAUCUGUCCUACCAGGGCUUGGGUGACCCGUUCCAAAAAGAGAAUUUCCUCCGGAUCCUCCGCCGGUUGAUCCGUGUGGAGAAACUACAACUUGUUGACAACUCCCUCACCAACCUGAGUUCUGUACGUCUGCCAAGGUGCAGAAUGCUCAACCUGCAGCGUAACCACCUGCUGUGUCUGCGUCAGCUGCCAAAGCUCCCCGCCGUGGAGCACCUCUCUCUGUCUGAGAACGCCAUCGGCUCCCUGGGGGGUCUGGGGGCUCUGGGGAUCGGCCCGCUGCGCUCCCUCAACCUGAGCCGCAACCCCGUGACCUUCACUCAGGACUACCGUGCACGUGUUUUCCUGUGUUUGCCAAAGCUUGAGAUCCUCGAUGGGAUCCCAAAGCUGCCAGAAGACUCUCUGCCCACCAGACUACAGUUCCCAGAAACCACCAGGAUGUGCAACAUUUUAUGA
Gymnodraco acuticeps is the source of this 927-nucleotide messenger RNA. RefSeq lists its product as uncharacterized. The transcript has 7 exons. The coding region runs from base 109 to 927 and encodes 272 amino acids. NCBI's taxonomy places the organism in Eukaryota, Metazoa, Chordata, Actinopteri, Perciformes, Bathydraconidae. The record is from RefSeq and is a predicted model, not a curated record.